CAUUAACUUUCAAUGACUCGAAUUCUCACAGACUCUCCAAAAUGAGCGACAACCCUGUUAAAGAAGAGGUGCAGCAGUUUGACAAGAGAUGCCUAAAGAAGACGAACACGGCGGAGAAGAACACUCUGCCCACUAAAGCAGGUGAGCGGGUUUGGCAGCCUCUCCCUCAUGAUUCAUUGUUCCCAGCUCACCCUUGCACAGUCUUGUGCUGAUCUGACACGGCAAAGCAAACACACACUCACUCACACACACACACACA
Molecule: messenger RNA, 259 nt
Organism: Sinocyclocheilus rhinocerous
Lineage: Eukaryota; Metazoa; Chordata; Actinopteri; Cypriniformes; Cyprinidae
Product: thymosin beta-a-like
Exons: 1
Coding region: 42-212 (56 amino acids)
Biological process (GO): regulation of cell migration; actin filament organization
Cellular component (GO): cytoplasm
Molecular function (GO): actin monomer binding
Source: RefSeq, a predicted model, not a curated record